CAGUAGCGACCCAGUGAGAAACGCGGAGGGUUGAGGCUUGAGUCCUUUCUUCUCAGCCAGGGCUUCGCAUAAUUUGCUCUUAGAAAUCGGCUACCUUUUCUCCCGUGAAUCAAUAUUGCUUCGGUUUUCCUCAGGACUGCCGAGUUUGUCUCUCCUUGGGAGGGCGCGAAGCCUUCCGGUAGGGUGCCUUCGGCUUUCGCCCAAGUCGUUUUGCAGGCCCGUCGGUGUUGUUUGGAACCCCUGGGCCUUGGGGAUCACAACUGCCUGUGAGAGGAAGGAAGCGAGGGGAAGAAAACCUGGGUAGACGGGAGUCCCUUCCCUACCCCCCUGGAGCGGUGUUACUACCUCGGAUUGCCGCGUUACCUCUUGGCCGGAGAGGCGCCAGGCGGCAGUCGGUUUGUUUGCCCGUUAUGCAGUGUUACCGGGAAAACAUCCCGUUUGAGACGCACGUUGCCGCAGCUGAAGUGGAGGAUGGAUUGAUUUCUAGGUUAUAGCUAAGUAGUUAGGGUGGCCUUGAGUUGUUGAUUCGGAUUGAGAUUAGAUUCCACCAGAUGCCAUUCUUAGAGUUUUACAGAGAGAAUCACAACAUUUUAGAACGGAAAAAUACCUUAGUAGAAUAGUGGUUCUUAACUUUUGGAAUACACAGCUAUGAUUAAGUUUAUUAUUGGCUUCAUAAUCUAUUGUAUUGCUGUAUUAUAGUUUAACUAUCCCUCUAUCCCUAGGUUGAAUUUACCAUUUUUUCACUAUUGCAAAUAAUUUUCCUAAAUUGCUAACAUUUUCAGUUUUUAUUUUCUCUGUUUUAGGUUAUUUCCUUAAGAUAUAUUUAUGUGAGUGAGAAAUCUAUGGACUUUCUCAGAAGAAUGCUAUCAGCCACAGACAACUUCAAGAGGUCACAGUUUUUGAAUUACACCUAGAGAUCCUAGGUUAAAAACAAUGGUUAGAGGAGGCGGAAUUAAAGUGGAUCACUUUCUCUGUGUCAGAUGCUGGAUUAGGAAUCUGAAAUAAACAAGAAAGCAUGAUGUCUUCACUAUGUUCUGAAUAUACAAUUGGUGGGGUGAAGAUUAACUUUCCUUGUAAAGCUUACCCAUCACAGCUUGCUAUGAUGAAUUCUAUUGUCAGAGGAUUAAACAGUAAGCAGCAUUGUUUGUUGGAGAGCCCCACAGGAAGUGGAAAAAGCUUAGCCUUACUUUGUUCUGCUUUAGCAUGGCAGCAAUCUCUUAGUGGGAAGCCAGUGGAUGAGGGCUUAAGUAAAAAGGCCGAAGUACCAUUGUCAUGUUGUUGUACAUGCCAUUCGAAGAAUUUUACUAACAAUGACCUUAUGAACCAAGGAACGUCACGCCAUUUCAGUAGUCCAAGUACACUACCUUCUGAAAGAAAUAUGACUUCAUUAGCUUCUCAAGAUUCUCCUGAAAAAAACACGUUGGCUGCAAAGUUAUCAGCCAAAAAGCAGGCAUCGGUAUGCAGAAAUGAAAAUGAUGAUUUUCAAGUAGACAAGAAAAGAAUUCGCCUCUUAGAAACGACACAGCAGAUUAGAAAACGUCAUUGUUUUGAAAAGGAAGUACACCAUUUGGAUGCAGAAGUUGCUUCAGGAAAGCCCAUAAAACUGAACUCUCCAUCAGGAAAUAUAAACUUCUUUUCCCCAAAAACUCCCCCUGGCCACUGUUCUAGGUGCUCUUGUUCCACUAAAGAAGGCAACAGUCAAGAUUCUUCAAAUGCCAUUAAGAAGGAUCAUGGAGGGAAAUCGAAGAUACCCAAAAUAUAUUUUGGAACACGCACACACAAGCAGAUUGCUCAGAUUACUAGAGAGCUACGGAGGACAGCGUACUCAGGGGUCCCAAUGACUAUUCUUUCCAGCAGGGAUCAUACUUGUGUCCAUCCUGAAGUAGUUGGUAACUUUAACAGAAAAGAAAAAUGCAUGGAAUUUCUAGAUGGAAAAAAUGGAAAAUCCUGCUAUUUUUAUCAUGGUGUUCAUAAAAUUAGAGAUCAACAAACAUUACAGACUUUCCAAGGGAUGCACAAGGCCUGGGAUAUAGAAGAACUUGUCAGCCUGGGGAAAAAACUAAAGGCAUGUCCAUAUUACACGGCACGAGAACUGAUAGAAGAUGCUGAGAUAGUCUUUUGUCCCUAUAACUAUCUUCUAGAUCCACAAAUAAGGGAAAGUAUGGAUAUCAAUCUGAAAGAACAGGUUGUCAUUUUAGAUGAAGCUCAUAAUAUUGAGGACUGUGCUCGGGAAUCAGCAAGUUACAGUAUAACAGAAGUUCAACUUUGGUUUGCUCGAGAUGAACUAGAUAGUAUGGUAAACAAUAAUAUAAGAAAGAAAGACCAUGAUCCUCUCCGAGCUGUGUGCUAUAGUCUCAUUAAUUGGUUAGAAGUUAACUCUAAACAUCUUGUAGAAAGGGAUUAUGAAUCAUCCUGUAAAAUAUGGAGUGGAAAUGAAAUGAUCAUUCAUUUACACAAAAUGGGCAUCACUUCUGCUACUUUUCCCAUUUUGCAGGGACAUUUUUCUGCUGUCCUUCAAAAAGAAGAAAAAGUCUCAUCAAUUCAUAGUAAGGAGGAAGCAAGAGAAAUACCUGUUAUUAGUGCUUCAACUCAAAUAAUGCUCAAAGGACUUUUUAUGGUACUUGAUUAUCUUUUUAGGCAAAAUAGCAGAUUUGCAGAUGAUUAUAAAGUUGCUAUUCAACAGACUUACUCUUGGAUAAAUCAGACUGAUAUUUCAGAUAGAAACGGGUUCUUUGCUCUACCAAAAAAUAAGAAACGUUCUCGACAGAAAACUGCAGUUAAUGUGCUAAAUUUUUGGUGCUUAAAUCCAGCUGUGGCCUUUUCAGAUAUUGAUGACAGAGUUCGGACAAUUGUUUUGACAUCUGGAACGUUAUCACCAAUGAAAUCGUUUUCAUCAGAACUUGGUGUUACAUUUUCUAUCCAGCUGGAGGCUAAUCAUGUCAUUAAUGACUCACAGGUUUGGGUUGGCACCAUUGGAUCAGGCCCUACAGGACGGAAUCUCUGUGCUACCUUCCAGCACACUGAAACGUUUGAGUUCCAGGAUGAAGUGGGGGCACUUUUGUUAUCUGUGUGCCAAACUGUGAGCCAGGGAAUUUUGUGUUUCUUGCCAUCUUACAAGUUGUUAGAAAAAUUAAAAGAACGUUGGCUUUCCACUGGUUUAUGGCAUAAUCUGGAGUUGGUAAAGACAGUCAUUGCAGAACCACAAGGAGGAGGCAAAACUGAUUUUGAUGAGUUACUGCAGGUAUACUAUGAUGCAGUCAAAUACAAAGGAGAGAAAGAUGGAGCGCUCCUGGUAGCAGUUUGUCGUGGUAAAGUGAGUGAGGGUCUGGAUUUCUCAGAUGACAAUGCCCGUGCUGUCAUAACAAUAGGAAUUCCUUUUCCAAAUGUGAAAGAUCUACAGGUUGAGCUAAAGCGUCAGUACAAUGACCAGCAUUCAAAAUUGAGAGGUCUUUUACCUGGUCGUCAGUGGUAUGAAAUUCAAGCAUACAGGGCCUUAAACCAGGCCCUGGGCAGGUGUAUUCGACACAAAAAUGAUUGGGGAGCACUCAUACUAGUGGAUGAUCGCUUCAGAAGUAACCCAGGUCGCUAUAUAUCUGGACUUUCUAAAUGGGUACGGCAACAGAUUCAGCACCAUUCAACAUUUGAAAGUGCACUGGAGUCCUUGACUGAAUUUUCCAAAAAGCAUCUAAAGGUCAUUGAUGUAUCCAUACAGGACAGAGAGUCUAUACAGGACAAUGAGUGUAUACUUGAAGUGGCCUGUUUGAAGGACAACACCCCAACUUCUUUUUUGGAAGUAGAAAGUCAUCUGUCACCAGAAAAUCCUAGGAAAGAUGAUGCAAAAAUGUGUGUUCAGGAGCUUCAGUGUCCUAAAAUGAUAACUAAAAAUUCAUCUCCACCAAAUGGCAUCAUCUCCAGAAAGGAGAAAAAUGAUCCAGUAUUUUUGGAAGAAUCUGUCCAGGCAAUGAAAGGAGAAAACAAGGUGAUUUCCAGAUCCACAAGCCCAACCUUCAGCAAACAAGCAAACAGAGUUAGUUGGUCUAGCUUUCAUUCUUUUGGACAGUAUUUUACUGGUAAAAUACUGACUGCAACACCUGAGCUCAGGACAUCAGAGGACUGUAACUUUAGUACUUCUACUGUCAAAAUAGAAAAGAUGGAAAGUAAAACUGUUUUGCCACUCACUGAUAAAUGUGAGUCCUCAUCUCUGACAGUAAACACAUCACUUGAGCCAUGCCCUCAAUCGGAAAUCAUAGUUUCACCAAUAAAGAUUGAUUUUGCUCUUACUGAAAAAAAUCAUCCAAAACAGCUGCUCUGCUGUGAAAAAACGCUGAAUCCGGACAUUGAAAUGUCUCUAGUAAGUGAAGAAACUAAACUUUCCACUUCAAAUAGAUCCUUUGAAACAGAAGCAGAAGAUGAAUCUAUCUACUUUACACCUGAACUUUAUGAUCCUGUAGAUACAGAUGAAGAGAAAAAUGAACUAGUUGAAACUGAUAGAGGCAAUAGACUGGCUAAUAUAAAUUACAUUUUAGCAGAGGACCUUUUUGAAAAUAAAACUAUGAAAGGAGUGGAUUCAGUCAGUGAAAUGAAAGCUGAGGAUUGCACACAUACAAAAUUGAAUAGAAUCAUACAUACUGAAGAAAGUAAAAUUGACAGCAUUGAUGAUAAUAUAAAAACAACUAAUAUAAAUGAGUUGGAUCUUGGAAAAACUCAUGAAACAGAUAUAAAGAACUUUAAACAGUCUCCUUCCAAAAAUAAAGGUGCGUUCCUUGUGUUAGGUAGCGGUACUUAACUCUCAAGCUAUAAAAAUAUGUUAUCAUGCUUAUAUAUUAAACUCUAUUAUAAAUAAUAAUUUGUACAUUGGGUAAGUGGUUUAUGUUUUUUUAAAUUUGAGAGAUAUUUUUCAUUUUAAUUCAUUGUCAUCAGAUUUUCAAGUCUAUUUUAUAUUUAGAAAUGUAAGUUUUACUAUUCUCGAGUUUUGAUAAAGUGAUUUAUGCAAAAUAUUUUCUUCCAACAAGUCUUCCUUAGUAAAUGCAAUAUAAAAUUAAUCCAUCUGAAAGAUAUUUAGUGUUUCCUAGGGCAGUGUAGAUGUCACAUAAGUGUUGUAUUUUGUAGUCCCCUUCAUCCAUUUGUUUUCACACAUAUAUAAAAAUUAAAAGUCUAACCUAGUCAUACUUCAGCCAUGCUUCAUGUAGAUUUUACUGCACAUCAGUCUGAAUGUUUUUAGAAAUCAAACUUUGUCUUGAAAAGUUUAUUUCCCUAUUAACCUUGCCUAUUUAUAAAUAACAAGAAAACUUAAGGAAGUAAACAGCAUGCUUUUUUUUAGUUCUUUUUUUACAUUUUUUGUUUGAUAAAUCAAAAUCAAGCAUGUUGUAAACAAAUUUAUGUAAAGUUAUAAAGUGCCAAACGAAGGACUCCAAAUUUUUUAUUCUAAUUAUUUAGCCUUGUCAUUGUGGGGGAAAAAAAUGACAUGUUCUGGUAUAAAGGCUUUAGUUAUGCCACUGUUGAGAUACAAAAUUUUAUAUAUAAAUUUGAUAAGCAAACCCAAUUAUAUAACUGCAACUGAAUACAUUCCCUUAUAGCAUAGCAAGUAUUUCUCUGAAUUUUGGCUCUGCUUGUAUUUUUGUGAAUGAAGCUAUACUUCUGAUUAUAAUGUUUAUAAAAGAUGCUCUUUUCUGAUAUCAUUCUGUAAGUACAUUCACUGAUCUUUUUCUGAGUAGCAUCUUGUUAUUCUAUGGAUAUUUAGGUGUCUUGUGAGUUAUUUGAAUUGAAAUUUUAUGAGCUGUUUAAGUUGUGUGUGUGGUCUAUUAUUUUCAAGCCAGAAUUGCCCGUAAUCAGAUAUUUUUUACAUUCAUUCACAUAAAAAGAAUUCUUAUAUAGACAUAUGUUUACUUUUACUUUGAUGACAUUUAGUUUUAAUACAGCUUGUUUCUAUGGCAUAUGGAUGUUACAACUCUAAGCAUAAUUCAGUGAAAUUUAAAUUGAUUAUUUGUCAAUUAAAGAAUUCAUCUAUACCUUGGGAUAUGUUAGAUCCCACCUAGUGUUAGAUAUUUUUCUUAGUUGAUAGAUGAGUAAUAAGUUAAAAGCACUAGAUUAGAAAGUAAUUUCUAAAUUGUUUUGAAAGGGUGCAACCACUUCCCCCUUUGGUAUUAUUCUUAUAACACAGAUAAGGGUAAUAUGAUAGUGGAAAGAUUACCAGGUGAAAAUCAAGAGACUUAGGCUCUAUUCCUGGCUCUGCCACUAAUUUGCUAAGUAAUGUUGGCAAUCACCAUGGGAAUUAGUUUCAUCUGUGAAGUACAGCAUUUAGUACUAUAAAGUCAUGCAAAUCUGUUUCAGCUUUAAAAUUCCAUAAUUUAAAGAAAGAUUUGUUCAUAUCAUAUUGAGUCAAUUUUCAUUUGUUUUUAUUCUGUAAUGCUUAAAAUAAAGCAUACCAUUUUGUAGAAAAAGUGAAAUGACUUUCUGCCUUUAGGGAACAGUUAUAUGAAUAGGUACAUAAUAACUUCAGAAACUAGGUAUUUAUUUUAACAGUGCUGCAAGUAAAACAUUUUUGAGAUUUUUAAAAUUACCUUUUGAAGAAUUGGUAAACUACAUGAAAAAAUCAAGCACAUUAUUUUAUAGUCUCAUUUCAGUGUUAUUAACUAGAUAUGAUUUUUUAUUUCUUUCUGAAAUCAAAUUCUCUCAGAGACUAAAAAUUUCCAUUACUGAAAACGUGCAUAGAGAUGUGCCACAGGCUUCAAAAAUAAUUCCAAAAGGUGUUUCAAAAAUUUCGUGCGAUGGUAACACCAUUGAAACAGGUGUGUAAUCUCCUCAGGUCAUGACUUUGACCAGGAUAAUAUUAUAAGAAGUAAACUACUGGCUUAUCUAGAGUAGAGGUGGACCAUUUUCAUUAGUUGUAACAUGCUUUGUAAGAGUUGUUUUAGAGAGUUAAGUAAGUUAAAACAAGUAAAAGCAUUUAAAAAAAUACCUGACACAUGGCUAGCUGUCAAUUAUUAGUUAAUCAAUCCCGUUUGGAUAUCAGAGUGCACCCUUGCUUUGUAUGAAGCUUUCCCUAACUCAUAGAUAGAUAAAUAGGUAGGUAGGUCAGUAGAUAGAUAGGUGGCUAGGUAGAUAAGUAGAUGGGUAGAUAAACUGAUUAUAAAGAAUUGAUGUGUAGUAGAAAGGAAUAUUAUUUGGCUGGUUUAUUUUUUAAGGUUUUAUUUUGAGAUGUAUAAAACAGAAAUUGUUUUUCAGAUAAUUUGUUUUACACAUUCAGUGUAUAUGAAAUAAUAUGAUACUGAAUUUAUUCAAGGGCUGAAAGUAUAUAGAACAUACAGGCCACGAACCAGGAAAACUACCAUUUGGAGAAAGGGCUUUAAUCAUGGAAGAAAGGUACAAUGUAAAGAGUAGAUGUUUCAUGACUUGACAUUUGAAUUCUAGGUGAAUCAUUUAAAACUUUUAGAAUUGUGUUGGAAAUUAAUGACAGCUCUUAGUAUGGUACUACUAUGUAUUUAAUUAUUACAUGGUUUUAAAUUUAGCACUAUUUCUAAGUUCACAUAAGGCUUUGUUUUUAUUCUUCCUUAUAAUUUUACUAUUCUAAACACUUUUAAAAUGCUUCUCAUAUUAUUUUUCUCAGUAUGACUGUCACGUUAUUUUUCUAUAAUAAAACAUUCAAAAUAUUAAUUUUAAGACUACUUAUAAAACUGCUUCAUAAAAUCAA
This is a messenger RNA of Trichechus manatus latirostris (Florida manatee), 7690 nucleotides long. It is a transcript of the gene BRIP1, whose product is annotated as BRCA1 interacting helicase 1. The transcript has 20 exons. NCBI's taxonomy places the organism in Eukaryota, Metazoa, Chordata, Mammalia, Sirenia, Trichechidae. The record is from RefSeq and is a predicted model, not a curated record. Gene Ontology annotation, molecular function: hydrolase activity, acting on acid anhydrides, in phosphorus-containing anhydrides; ATP binding; DNA helicase activity. Gene Ontology annotation, cellular component: nucleus. Gene Ontology annotation, biological process: nucleotide-excision repair; double-strand break repair involved in meiotic recombination. Bases 1016 to 4786 code for a protein of 1256 amino acids.